AUGUCAGUUAGCAAGUGCUCACCAUCUAGUGGACCUCGAGAGUCACAGCCGCAAACGAAGACUGAGGAAGCUAUCGACGAGUCCAAGUGCAAUCGAGGAAAGAGCAACGGCAAGAUGACGCUCAUAGAUUUUAGCAACGUCGUGCAUCAGCAGUGCAUCUCACCGGAUGAUCAGGUGUAUCCGUCGUCACCAACGAGUGUUGAGUCCCGUGGAUCUGGAUCCAGCUGGCAGAGUUACAAUAAUUAUCGGGAGGCUACUCACUGCGAUCAGCAGUACUGGAGGAAUAAUGACUUCCGUCAACAGCAGCAGCAGGACCUGGUCAGGACGCAGCUUCCUCCGUACGUUCAUCCCACCAUUAAAAUAGAGCUGGGUCAGCAGUCGGAUCGACAGAUUUCUUCGAAUAGUAAUCAAGCUGCGCCACGCAAGCAAUCCAACGGCAAGCGUUCGCGAACAGCGUACUCCAGUGCCCAGCUGGUGGAAUUGGAAAAACAAUUCGCCCUCGGCCGUUACUUAUGCCGUCCCCGCCGGAUCGACAUGGCGCGAGCGCUCGACCUCUCCGAGAGGCAGAUAAAGAUCUGGUUCCAGAACAGAAGGAUGAAAUUCAAAAAGGAGCAGAGCUCCGACAAGCCGGAUGGUUCCCUGAAGUCGUCAAGAUCCUCAGCCCCUUCUGUGAAGAAGGAGCCAAUCGAGAAAUCUGCGAACGCUUCACCCCCGAACUGGCCGCUGCCGAGCUACCGCCAAGUGCCCACCAGCUCGCCCUCGGGCUACUAUCAGUACGUGCCAUCAGCGAUGAUCUCACCCGGCCACAAAACCUACAACCGCGUCCCCGAUCUUGGCGACGUCAAGAUCGAGAAGGAUCGGUAUCAGGUGCCUCUGCCCGGCUCCGGCCACACCGUUGGCUCCUUGGAGCAGCAGGCCAGCUAUUGGAAACCCUACGAGCAAGAAUACUACGAGGGGCUGGCGCAGGUCAGUCACAAUGGCUAUGCGGCGGUUCCGCAGACCGCCCAGUCUAGCCAACCGCACCUCUGGCAGGCAGACAUGCUUCCGCCAGACAGCUGCACCCUUCACAACUCAGCGACCAUCUACGAUGGAUAUCAGAACAGGAGUGACGCCAUUCCUCUUCAGAGUCAACCGACAUUCAACGGCGGAAAUCCGCAGGGCCCUACCUUACCGGUACUCCAAGAUCUCAGUUCUUGGUUCCCGGAGAAUUCCGAACAGGUGCAGCCACUUUCGCACGAGAAGUCCGUGACCGUUGCAACCGCUGAUCCCGUGCCGAGCCAUGUCUUCAGUCCAAACUUCAUGAGUCUUUGA
Diachasma alloeum is the source of this 1311-nucleotide messenger RNA. Its product is annotated as homeobox protein Hox-B3-like. NCBI's taxonomy places the organism in Eukaryota, Metazoa, Arthropoda, Insecta, Hymenoptera, Braconidae. The transcript has 2 exons. Bases 1 to 1311 code for a protein of 436 amino acids. Gene Ontology annotation, biological process: regulation of transcription by RNA polymerase II. The record is from RefSeq and is a predicted model, not a curated record. Gene Ontology annotation, molecular function: RNA polymerase II cis-regulatory region sequence-specific DNA binding; DNA-binding transcription factor activity, RNA polymerase II-specific. Gene Ontology annotation, cellular component: nucleus.